Effrenium voratum is the source of this 3364-nucleotide messenger RNA. The record is from the annotation of a GenBank genome assembly. Lineage: Eukaryota; Dinophyceae; Suessiales; Symbiodiniaceae.
AAGGCAUCUCCGUGGCUCGUGCGGUGCGUGGCAUGAGGCCGUCAUGUCAUGGCCCGUUUCAGCUGCGCGGCCUUCCUGCUGCUGCACGGCAGCUGCAUCGCUGCACAGCUGGCCGCGCUCGCAGUGCUCGCAGGGCACUCUGAGCUCGGCUUGGGUCUACUUCCGCAGGCCAUCGGACUGUUGGUGCUGCAGCUCCUACUGUCCACGGUUUGCUGCUGGGUGGCAUGGCAAGAGCUCAAGAGCCUGAAUUUAUCCCUCCUGCAGCGAUGUGUUUUGGCGCCCUGGGCACUGCUUGUGCUGGGCGUUGGGCAGAUGAUCCAGCCCUGGCUGGCCUGGAAGGAGCAGAGCACGCCUCGAGGGCCCAACCAGAGCCUGAGGCGGACUCGGCCUGCGACGCGGAUGGUGACGGGCCCUCCGCGAUUUAGCUGUAGCGGCGCAGAAGCCGUCGCGCAAGGCUCCGCGUUUGCCGCAGUGGUGCUGUCGCUGCUCACUUGGGGCAUGUGGCACCCGACUGCGCUGGACCUGGUGAGCCGUUCUUUGCUGUGGACGUGUGCCGGGCUUUCCGUGGUGUCUGCCUCCUUGUCCCUGGUGGAGAUGGAUCAGACCCUGUCGGAAACCGUGGCGGCUGCGUUGUCAUCACGCCCAGGUCGGGCUUUCCCACUGCAUUUAGGCCUUCGUAUGGUUGAGAUUUGCUCCCGGAUUUGGGUCUGGAUGGUAUUGGUGGCUUUGCUGCGCGACCAGCGGGUGCCGGUGGUUGCUUUGCUGCUGCUGGACUAUGUUGUCACGGCCUUGGCGCUGGGCGGCAGAGCCGCCAUGCUGCUGGCGCUGCCAGCCAUGAUGGCCAACAUCGUGCGGUUUGUGGACACCGCAGCCUGGAGCAUAAGAGCCAGGAAGGCAACACGACGCCUGGCGUGGCUGCGGCAUGUGGAGACGCUAUCGGCCAGUGUCGGUGCUGCGCUUUGGCUGGCAGGCUUCUGGCCGUCCCUGCCAAGGCGCGGGGCUGUGCGUAGCUGGAAGGACAUGGAGCUGUUCCUUGCAGAUGCCCACAACGUUUUACCGGUUCUGGGUGCCGCAUGUGUGCUCCUCUACCACCCCCUGGCCUUCUCCCUGGGCCGGCUCCACGCUGCCCAGGUGAGGGCCGAUGGCCUGCACCGUGCGGCCGCCCGUGGCGAUGUAGAGGCAGUGUCCCGGUUGCUCCGGGAGCAGAGUGCCGAGGUCUCGUGCCGACGCAAUGGCUUGCUGGAUGGGCUCAACGCUCUUAGCCCAGAGGGCUUGGCGCCGCUGCAUUUGGCCGCCUCCGCCGGAGCUGACCGCGCCGUGCGCGCGUUGCUCCGGGCACAGGCGGAGGUCUCGGUGGCCGGAGCCGGAGGUGUAACUCCGCUGAUGCUCAGCGCAGAAGCUGGACAUGACAAAGUGCUUCGACUGCUGCUGGCACACGGCGCAGCGCAGGCAAUCAGUCAGGCUUCGGCUGACGGCAACACCGCGCUGCAUUUGGCUGCUCGAGAGGGGCAUUCGGAGUGCAUCCACCGGCUGCUGCGGGCUCGAGCUGACCCCGGUGUCGUCAACGCGCGAGGCUUGUCAGCCUUCGACCUGGCGAGGUCGCAGAAGUUUUUGGAGUCCGAAGUCCGCGGAAGUCACAUCUUGUCCACGGUCGCAGCGUCCGAGGUCAAGAGUUCGCACGGCUCCAUGUCCAGGGCGCAGGAGGACGUGCUGCAGCUCCCGAUGCACACGGGGUCAUCCCUGCGAGGCACACCUGAGAGGACUCCUCGUCCUAGUGCGCCGUCACCCACAGUGACUGUGAGAAGUAAUGCGAGCGUGCUGGAUGUGCCAGUCAUCGCCGCAGCCGACAGUGCUUUGGACGAGCUGCUGGCGGAGGCCUCGCGCGGCGGCUUGCGGCUCUCGCAUGUGGCGGGGAGUGUCCUCACAGAGGCCAGCAGAUCCAGCGGUCAGACUCCCUUUGCGUCCCGAACAGCCUUGGCAGGCAGUGCCGUGAAGGUCACAGGCCUGGCCUCGCUGGUGGCCUUGGCCAGCCCCGGAGUGCUGCGGCGACUGGCCUCCCGGCCGCGAGCCGGCGCGGGACAUCAAGGUGGUCACUCAGAUUCCAUCGAGGACAAGGAAUACAAGCUGAGCUAUUUCCGCAUCGUCGGCUUGAUCGGUGAGGGCAGCUUCGGCAGUGUCUACGAGGUUUGCGACAUGCGCUCAUCAGGCAGCUCCAUGGGCAACCCCCUGGGCCCAGACCGGCGCCGAGCGCUGAAGAUCCUGCACCGGCGACAGUACCUGGCGCAGGACAUGUUGGCGCGGGCGAGGCAAGAGCGGCAGGUGCUGAAGGCGGCCCGGCACCCCUUCAUCGUGCGGCUCUACUGCGCCUUCCGCACCCCGGGCAACGAGUUGGCCCUGGUCAUGGAGUACUGCCCCAAUGGCAACCUCAAUGACCUCAUUGUUCGCAUGGGCCGGCCUGGCCUUAGUGAGGGGCUCACCCGGAAGCUCAUGGCAGAGGUGCUGCUGGCACUGGAGUAUCUCCACGAUGAGCUGGACGUGGUGUUUCGCGACCUGAAGCCAGAGAACAUCGUGCUGGAUGCCGCCCUGCACGCGAAGCUGACGGACUUCGGGUUGGCCAAGGCGGAAGCGUCGAGCGGCGCAUGGAGCUUCGUGGGCUCCCAAUACUUCGUGGCCCCAGAGGUGACCCCCUUAGCCCGCCGCUAUUCACCCGCGGUGGACAUCUACACCCUGGGCUUGGUGGCAUGGGUGUGCCUGACCGGUGGCCUGUUGUCCGAGCCGGACACUGCGCCCUUGCUUGGCUGCCACCAGCAGCGCAUUCCGCCUCCCUCGCAUGAGGCCAUGAGGUCCUGGCUGGAUGACCGCAGAGGGGUGGUCAAUGGAAGCCCACAGCAACGUCAGCUGUCCGAGCUGGGAUUUGGCUUCGUGGACCAGACCACAGCCACGGACCCGUUGCAGCGAGGCACCGCCAGCGAGCUGCGUGGCCACGCCUUCUUCGCCGAAUCGCCGCACAGCCCGCGCCUGGCCGAUUUCAACGACUGGGUGGCUGUGCUGCCGUCCAUGGUGGAGGAGGAGCCGCUGUCCCCCGGCAGCGUUGCCACGGAGGACUCCUGGUCGUGGGAUCCCCGACGCCGGAGCUGACGAAGGAAAGCGGCGCUCAGGUCCAAUGCGACUUGCGCAUGCCGGUGCCGUGGGCUAUUCCAAGCCGGCACGCUGUACAUAUCGGGACUCGAAGGGCACGUUGCAUGCUGGCGUGGCUUGAGCUGAGGAGCUCAGGCGAGGGCUUGUCCCAAGCGCCCCUUGCUUUGUGAAGGUGUAAACGGCGCGCACCAGGCUGUUUGUGCAGUGUGACGAAUGUACCGGUACA